Messenger RNA from Anguilla rostrata (American eel), 1710 nucleotides. Its product is annotated as transcription factor HES-5-like. The transcript has 2 exons. Gene Ontology annotation, biological process: regulation of neurogenesis; regulation of transcription by RNA polymerase II; anterior/posterior pattern specification. Bases 407 to 901 code for a protein of 164 amino acids. The record is from RefSeq and is a predicted model, not a curated record. Gene Ontology annotation, molecular function: protein dimerization activity; RNA polymerase II cis-regulatory region sequence-specific DNA binding; DNA-binding transcription factor activity, RNA polymerase II-specific. Lineage: Eukaryota; Metazoa; Chordata; Actinopteri; Anguilliformes; Anguillidae. Gene Ontology annotation, cellular component: nucleus.
UGUUGUAAGGUUGAGAGUUUAUAUAUUUGUCAGUUCCACACGUGCACUUUAUAAUGAUGAGCGUGUCUCUGUCACUGUCAUUGAUCCCAACAUCAGGCAGCAGAUCUGCCCUCUUUACAGGGUCAGCACUUUCCCAGAUUCACACAGCGCUCUGUGGGUCACUCUCCAUCACCCUCCCCUCCACCUGUUCCCCUGAGACGUGCUCAUUGUCCCCCUGCAGUAAGCACUUCAUUCAGCAUGUGGCAGCUCCGCAUUCCUCAUUGUCCUCCCCAGCUCUGCCAUUGGCUGCACACUGUGAGAAACUCCAAAAAGACCCAGACCCACACAUUCAUAUGGAGAUUACAGACUAUAAAUAGGAGAGAGUGGACCAGUGCAUCUCAGACCACCUCUACACAGAGAUACAACCAUGGCACCUACAGUCACUGCAGCAAUGAACUAUUCCAAUGAGCACCUGACUCUGGCUAACAAGCUGAGAAAGCCAGUGGUUGAAAAGAUGCGCAGAGAUCGAAUCAACAGCAGCAUCGAGCAGCUCAAGUAUCUCCUGGGCCCAGAGUUCCGUGGCCAGAAUUCCAACUCCAAGCAGGAGAAAGCCGACAUCCUGGAGAUGACAGUUUGCUUCCUGAGACGGCAGCACCAGCACCAGUCAGCGAACAGCACAUCCUGCUCUUCAGCUGUCAGUGAGGGCUACUCCAGGUGUGCGCAAGAGAUUGUCAGCUUCCUGUCUCGCUGUGAAGUGAAGACACCAUCCCAGAGAAGACUGCUGAGCCAUUUCCAGAACCCUCAGCCAUCCUCUGACAAGAGCAAGAUUCAGUUUGCAGUGCCUCAGCUGAGCUCUCCAGCACACAACACCAGCAGCAAAGAGGAGACUCCAGCCAGCAGCGCCCUCUGGAGGCCCUGGUAGAGUCCUGCAGACUGUGUCACAAUUGUCAGACCAACAGAAUUGAACAUGUCUGUCGUAGAUGGGCAUGGACAGCGAUUCUCAGGAUGUAGGAAGUAUUCUUCCUCUCCUGCACUUGCAGGAGGUUUAAUACUCUGCUUUCAUUAAGAGAAAGCCCAAGAAAGACUGAAUGACUCUUUUCCAAUAUUUGCCAAAUAUUGGAAAAUCUUAACUAUUUCUUGUUAAAUAAGAAAUGUUCGUUUAAUGGAAAACUUCCAUAUUUUUAUUGUUAUUGAAAAAUGACCGAACAAUGUUUUGUCUUCUGUUGAGACUCCAUAUGUGAAUGAAAUGAAUGCUUAUCCAAACUGGAUAUCAUCUUAAAGUGUUAAUGUUGAUUGUAUCUGGAAAAAAUGCUUCUGUGAAGGCAAUUAUAUAGGCCAUUCUGUAUGUAACCUAUAUGUUUACAUUUUGUUGUAUGUAAAAAAAGAACUUCAGUGAAGGCAAGAUUUGAUGUUUUGCAUAAGAAAUGUUUAUGCAAAAUAAUUCCACAUUUGGAGCUUGAGUACUGGCAUAAAUGCCUGUUAAGAUUCCCAUUAAGGAAGUUUUCUGCUUUUUUUUUAGGAUUUAAAAAUUGUGCUUAAAAUGAAUACUCAUUACUGAGUGAGACUUGUUAAAGUGUUGAAACUUUACACCCUCUUUUGUCUUUUACAAAGAUUCUUAUAAAAUGUAAAGCUCCACUGUGAGCUGUCUUGUGUUUUGAAGAGGUCUUCAAGCAAUGAUAUGUUUCACUCUAAGAGUGAUUUCCAUAAAUGAAUAAAUUAAGAGAAAAUCUA